AGUUGUGCAAUGAGAAAAAGAAAAUACAUAAGUUAAAUCAUGGCUCUCUCAUGCUCAGCCUGUUUUUGGCUCAAAAAAUGUCCAAUGUACCUUGAUUUUCGAUUGAUACAGUCUGGAUGCUCCUUCUUUCACAGCUCUACCUUCCGGUAUGCUAACAGUAACAAGACACACUAUGACAUUUUAGGAAUGGAUCGAAAAGCAUCACAACGAGACAUUCGCUCAGCAUUUCUCACUCUAUCCAAGAAACAUCACCCCGACAUAAACAAGAACAAGGAUGCAAGUAAACAUUUCAUGGAGAUCAAUGAGGCCUACAAUAUUUUAUAUAAUCCAGCGAAACGAUAUCAUUAUGACUUUCAUCUUCAUUCUCAGUCUCAAAUUAAAUGUACACAGAGUCAGACCACUUCACAUUCGAGUGCUUACGAAGAUGUAGGAAAUUACUACAACAUUAGUGAGGAAGAAUGGGCAAAAAUGUACCAAGCCUCCGUACCCAAACGAAACCAUAUUCCUCUCAUCAUGGUCCUCAUUUUCGUGAUGAUCACUGGCAGUAUGGUUCACAGUGUCCGGAUUCAAUCAGCUCACAAGCAGUUUCAGGAGAUGGCAGACGAAGAGACUCGUAAGAACAUGCAGGCAUACAACACUGUCCGAGAGAGAGCAGCAAACUCUACAGUGACUGAGCAGCUAGAAAGACUAUCACAGUUGCAUAGACAAAAUAAGAAACAAUAGUUAUUUAUUUUAUAUCUAUGCAAAAGAUCAUUAUGAGGAUGACAACAAAACAAGCAAACAUCUUGGAUCACCAGUUCACUGGAGCCAUAAUUUUAUUAGUAGCUUUUGUACAGUUCUACUCGUACUCGUACUCGAUUCCAGGUGGAU
Messenger RNA from Halichondria panicea, 870 nucleotides. RefSeq names its product dnaJ homolog subfamily C member 4-like. The transcript has a single exon. The record is from RefSeq and is a predicted model, not a curated record. The coding region runs from base 40 to 723 and encodes 227 amino acids. NCBI's taxonomy places the organism in Eukaryota, Metazoa, Porifera, Demospongiae, Suberitida, Halichondriidae.